This is a messenger RNA of Budorcas taxicolor (takin), 6081 nucleotides long. It is a transcript of the gene COL4A2, whose product is annotated as collagen type IV alpha 2 chain. Gene Ontology annotation, cellular component: basement membrane; collagen trimer. Lineage: Eukaryota; Metazoa; Chordata; Mammalia; Artiodactyla; Bovidae. Gene Ontology annotation, molecular function: extracellular matrix structural constituent. The record is from RefSeq and is a predicted model, not a curated record. The transcript has 48 exons. Bases 183 to 5315 code for a protein of 1710 amino acids.
CGCCUCCCCUGCGGAGCUCCGGGGGCAGACGCGCGGGCCCGAGGCCGGCCCCGGAGGGCGACCGCGCCGCUCCUGCCGCCCUCGGCGCUGCCGGAGGGUGGAUGCGCGCGGACCGCCGCCGCUGAAGCCAGGCCCGAGGCUCACAGGGACCGAUCGGAGCCCAGAGGGGCCGGACUGAGAGCAUGGACAGAGAGCUGCGCGCCGCGGCGCGCCCAGCGCUACGGCGGUGGCUGCUGCUGGGGGCCGUGACCGUGGGGCUGCUGGCCCAGAGCGUCCUGGCGGGUGUGAAGAAACUGGACGUGCCUUGUGGAGGCAGAGACUGCAGCGGGGGCUGCCAGUGCUACCCCGAGAAAGGAGGGCGGGGCCAGCCAGGACCGGUGGGCCCCCAGGGGUACACCGGGCCCCCUGGGCUACAGGGGUUCCCAGGACUGCAAGGCCGCAAAGGAGACAAGGGCGAAAGGGGGCCCCCCGGGAUCACAGGCCCGAAGGGAGACGUGGGACCAAGAGGUGUUUCGGGAUUCCCUGGUGCCGACGGAAUUCCCGGCCAUCCCGGGCAAGGCGGACCCAGAGGACCUCCAGGGUAUGAUGGCUGCAACGGGACCAUGGGCGACUCGGGCUACGCAGGACCCCCGGGCCCCGGUGGCUUCCUCGGGCCCCGCGGGCCCCAAGGACCGAAAGGGCAGAAAGGCGAGCCCUACGCUCUGUCCUCAGAGGACCGCGACAAAUACAGGGGGGAACCUGGAGAGCCCGGACUGGUCGGCUUGCAGGGGCCUCCCGGCCGCCCUGGGCCCGUGGGACAGAUGGGUCCGGUUGGAGCCCCAGGAAGACCGGGACCACCUGGACCCCCUGGACCCAAAGGACAGCCAGGCAACCGAGGACUUGGUUUUUAUGGAGAAAAAGGCGAAAAGGGAGACAUGGGGCUGCAGGGACCCGGCGGGAUUCCACCAGACAACGGUUACGUCGAGAAGCCCACGCCGGCAUACGAGCUUCUCCCAGAGCAGUAUAAGGGUGAAAAAGGAAGCGAGGGAGAACCCGGGAGAAUAGGCAUCUCCUUGAAGGGAGAAGAAGGCGUCAUGGGCUUCUCGGGACCACGGGGUGCCCCCGGCUUCGACGGUGAGAAGGGCUUGCCAGGAGAGAAAGGAAGCAGAGGACUGGACGGGUACCAAGGCCCUGACGGAUUGCCAGGACCCAAGGGAGAAAUGGGCAACCCAGGCCCCCCCGGCCUCCCGGCCUACUCCCCGCAUCCUUCCGUGGCCAAAGGUGUCAGAGGUGAGCCGGGAUCCCCAGGAGCCCCCGGGGAGCCAGGAGCCCGCGGGGAGCCAGGAGACCCCGGUCUGCCAGGCCGGCCGGGCACGACCAUCGGAGACGAAGAUGAGAAGAGAGGCUUGCCGGGCGAGAUGGGACCCAAAGGCUUCACAGGAGAACAGGGUUUCCCCGCGCUGUACCCCGGCCCCCCGGGGGCCGAUGGGAAGCCAGGGCUCCGGGGUCCCCCCGGGCGCCCAGGACCGCCCGGCCCAGACGGUUUUCUGUUCGGCCUGAAAGGAGCAAAAGGAAUUGGGGGCUUCCCGGGCUCCUCCGGGUUCCCAGGGGCUCGUGGACAGAAAGGAUGGAAAGGUGACGCCGGCGACUGUAAGUGUGCAGAUCAGUUCAUCAGGGGUCCUCCAGGACUGCCAGGACCCAAGGGCUUUGCAGGUGCCAACGGGCAGCCUGGCAGUAAAGGCAGCCAAGGAGACCCCGGCCCGCACGGCAUCCCCGGGUUCUCCGGGUUCAAGGGAGCCCCUGGUAACGUCGGUCCCCCCGGGCCCAAAGGGAUGAAGGGAGACUCCAGGACCAUCACCACCAAAGGUGAGCGGGGCCAGCCAGGCAUCCCAGGCGUGCCAGGGCUGAAAGGUAGCGACGGCAUCCCAGGACCACCUGGGCUCGAUGGGUUCCACGGGCUCCCGGGCCCUCCCGGCGAUGGCAUCAAAGGCCCCCGAGGGGACGUGGGCCAACCAGGAGCCCCCGGCACAAAGGGCCUUCCAGGGGAGAGGGGCCCCUCAGGACUGGGCCUGCCAGGCCCCAAAGGCGAGCGCGGCUUCCCCGGCGAUGCUGGAUUGCCCGGACCACCAGGCUUCCCGGGGCCUCCCGGCCUCCCCGGUGCUCCAGGACAGACCGAUUGUGACUCGGGUGUGAAAAGACCCAUCGGAGCAGACGGACAGGAGACCAUCCAGCCAGGUUGUGUUGGAGGACCCAAGGGAUCCCCAGGCCAGCCUGGUCUCCCCGGCCCCCCAGGUGCCAAAGGCCUCAGAGGAGUUCCAGGAUUUUCAGGAGCCGAUGGAGUGCCAGGGCUCAAGGGUCUCCCAGGAGAUCCAGGUCGAGAGGGAUUCCCAGGACCCCCAGGGUUCAUGGGACCCCGUGGCUCCAAAGGCGCAGUGGGCCCCCCCGGCCUGGAUGGACUCCCUGGCGCCUCCGGCCUACCGGGGCCAGUUGGGCCCCCAGGGGACAGGGGCCUUCCUGGAGAAGUGCUGGGGGCCCAGCCCGGGCCCCGGGGAGACUCUGGACUGCCUGGACGCCCCGGACUGAAGGGCCCUCCCGGAGAGAGAGGCCCACCUGGCUUCAGGGGAAGCCAGGGCAUGCCAGGGAUGCCGGGCCAGAAGGGCCAGCCAGGCUCCCUGGGAUUCUCGGGCCAGCCGGGACUGCCAGGGGCGCCAGGACAGCACGGCUUCCCAGGAGCGCCUGGCCGGGAGGGGCCCCUGGGGCCCCCGGGUGCCCCCGGCUUUGAAGGUCUGCCUGGAGACAGAGGGGAGCCAGGGGACACUGGCGUCCCUGGCCCCGUGGGCAGGAAGGGCGGCUUUGGGGACAGAGGCGACCCUGGGCAGCAGGGAGAGAGAGGUCACCCUGGACUCCCCGGAUUUAAAGGAGUGUCUGGAAUGCCUGGUACCCCGGGACUGAAAGGGGGCAGGGGCUCCCCCGGGAUGGACGGCUUCGAAGGCAUGCUCGGCCUCAAGGGCAGACCCGGGCUCCCGGGAAUCAAAGGAGAGGCAGGGUUUUUCGGAAUUCCGGGGCUGAAGGGCCUGGCUGGUGAGCCGGGUGUGAAAGGCAGCCGAGGAGACCCUGGGCCCCCAGGACCGCCCCCCAUCAUCCUGCCCGGAAUGAAAGACAUCAAAGGAGAAAAAGGAGACGAAGGCCCCAUGGGACUGAAAGGAUAUCUGGGCCUGAAAGGCCUUCCCGGAAUGCCAGGCAUCCCUGGGCUGUCGGGAAUCCCGGGGCUGCCCGGGAGACCUGGCCACAUCAAAGGAGUCAAAGGAGACACUGGCGUCCCCGGCGUGCCCGGCUCCCCAGGGUUCCCUGGCGUGCCCGGCUCCCCCGGAGUCAUGGGGUUCCAGGGCUUCACGGGCAGUAGGGGUGACAAGGGUGCUCCCGGGAGAGCAGGCCUCUUCGGCGAGGUUGGCGCAACCGGUGACUUCGGCGACAUCGGAGACACGAUAGAUCUGCCCGGGAGCCCGGGCCUGAAGGGGGAGCAGGGCACCACCGGAAUACCAGGUCGAAAGGGAUUCCUCGGCGAGAGAGGCACUGAGGGUGAUGUCGGCUUUCCGGGAAUCACCGGCCUGGCUGGAGUCCAGGGACCCCCUGGAUUCCAAGGGCAAAAAGGCUUUCCAGGACUCACAGGGCUCCAGGGGCCUCAGGGAGACCCGGGACGGGCCGGAGCGCCUGGCAUCAAAGGAGACUCUGGCUGGCCGGGGAACCCAGGCUUACCAGGUCUGCCCGGCCUCCGAGGCAUUAGCGGAUUGCACGGUUUGCCAGGCAACAAAGGCUUCCCGGGAUCCCCAGGUGCAGACGUCCAUGGGGACCCCGGAUUCCCAGGCCCUGCCGGGGACAAGGGUGACCCAGGGGAGGCCAACACCCUUCCAGGCCCCACAGGAGCCCCAGGACAGAAGGGCGAGCGUGGAGCCCCAGGGGAGCGAGGCCCACUCGGGAGUCCUGGACUUCAGGGCUUUCCAGGCAUCACCCCUCCCUCCAACAUCUCUGGGUCACCGGGGGACAUCGGCGCGCCCGGGAUAUUCGGCCUGGAAGGUUACCGAGGGCCCCCAGGGCCGCCCGGGCCUGCAGCUCUUCCCGGAAGCAAAGGUGAUGAGGGGAGUCCAGGAACCCCCGGAAACCCCGGGAUUAAAGGAUGGGUCGGCGACCCCGGGCCCCAGGGCCGGCCUGGCGUGUUCGGGCUCCCAGGAGGAAAAGGGCCCAAAGGGGAGCCAGGAUUCAUGGGCAACAUAGGCCCCACCGGGAGCCCGGGCGACCGAGGCCCCAGGGGACCCAAAGGAGACCGAGGACUCCCGGGUGCCCCUGGUGCCGUGGGGGCUCCAGGCAUCGCAGGAAUCCCCCAGAGGAUCGCGGUCGAGCGGGGGCCAGUGGGUCCACAGGGCAGGAGAGGCCCCCCAGGGGCUCAGGGGGAGAUGGGGCCGCAGGGCCCUCCCGGAGAACCAGGUUUCCGAGGGGCGCAGGGCAAGGCCGGGCCCCAGGGACGAGGCGGCGUGUCGGCCAUUCCCGGAUUCCGUGGAGACCAGGGGCCUGUGGGGCUGCAGGGACCGGUGGGCUUUGAAGGGGAGCCGGGCCGCCCCGGAAGCCCCGGCCUGCCCGGCAUGCCUGGCCGAAGCAUCAGCAUCGGGUACCUCCUGGUGAAGCACAGCCAGACCGACAAGGAGCCCAUGUGCCCCGUCGGCAUGAACAAGCUCUGGAGCGGGUACAGCCUGCUCUACUUCGAGGGCCAGGAGAAGGCCCACAACCAGGACCUGGGGCUGGCGGGCUCCUGCCUGGCACGGUUCAGCACCAUGCCCUUCCUGUACUGUAACCCCGGCGACAUCUGCUACUACGCCAGCCGUAACGACAAGUCCUACUGGCUGUCCACCACCGCCCCGCUGCCCAUGAUGCCCGUGGCCGAGGAGGACAUCCGGCCCUACAUCAGCCGCUGCUCCGUGUGCGAGGCCCCGGCCGUUGCCAUCGCAGUCCACAGCCAAGACGUCUCCAUUCCCCACUGCCCGGCCGGGUGGCGCAGCUUGUGGAUCGGAUACUCCUUCCUCAUGCACACGGCCGCCGGUGACGAAGGAGGCGGCCAGUCGCUGGUGUCGCCAGGCAGCUGCCUGGAGGACUUCCGCGCCACGCCGUUCAUCGAGUGCAACGGGGCCCGCGGCACGUGCCACUACUACGCCAACAAGUACAGCUUCUGGCUGACCACCAUCCCGGAGCAGAACUUCCAGGGCUCACCCUCUGCCGACACGCUCAAGGCCGGCCUCAUCCGCACGCACAUCAGCCGCUGCCAGGUGUGCAUGAAGAACCUGUGAGCGCCGGCCGGCCGGGCACGCCCCUUCCCCAGGCCGCGCGCUGUCCGGGGCCACUUUGGUGCUUAUUCUUAACUUAUUACCUCAAGACGCCAACCCCUAAAUUGACUGCAUUUUUUUUUUCUUUAAAAAACAAACCAAAAAGAGAAAAAGGUUACCAAAGGAAUUCAGCACCAGCAUUUGGACAAGAUAGGCCCUUGUCCCCUGCAGGCGCUGCCUGCGUCCCGCAGGCCUGCAGGACACCCUGCCCCCCAGCAUGGGAGGCCCUUCGCCUCCCGCUCAGGCCGUCCGGGACUGCUCCGCGCUCGGCGUCGCUGACGUCCCGCGACGCCCCCGUGUACUCACCGCGCUCUCAGCCGCCGCUGUUCACCCAUUUUCUGAACUCACUUAAGGGGGGUGUGGACGGAUGAGGCAGCUCAGCCCGCGGGCCCCGGGGGGUGGGCCGGCCCGGCUCUCUGAGCCCCAGGAUGCCGCACUGUGCCGGUGACGGGAAGGCUCCUCGUCCCCCGGGAGGGCCGACUGCGCCUCCUCGUGUCCGAAAAGCCGCUGCUGGUGGCGCCCCGGCCGGCACGCUUCCCACCACGUCCUUCCAGACCCUCGCGCCAUCCCCGGCGAGCCGGCAGGCUCCGUGCGGCCGGCAGAGACGCCCCCGCUGCCCCGGGCUGGCCUGAAGAUCCACACCCCGCGGUCUGUGCGCUGAACUGUACCCCUCUGACUACUGCUGCCUCUGUAACCAGCCCAGAAUAAAAGUUACUUUUCAACAUUUUUA